UAGGUCAAAAUCAAAAUUCGGAGACCAGCCCACGAUCCUUCAACUGAGAUUCUUUCUUGUUCCCACGCACCUCAUUCGUCAAACUUUUCCAGGAAAAAAGAAAAGAAAAGAAAAGAAAAUCACAAGUUCUUCGAUUCUUGUCCAAAUUGGCAUCUGUGUAGGCGCAUCUUCUCCCCCGUAUGGCUAUAACCUCACCCUUUUCGUCUCGCUAAUCAUUUCAUUGACUUCGAAUCAGAGGCGCAUCAUUUCUCCGCGUGACUAUAAUCUCACCCUUUAUAUCUCACUAAUCAUCUUUUGCUCUCAUCAUCAUACCCUACCCUCUCUAGAGGCAAAAAGAGCGCUGCUCCUUUCAUGGCGAUCGUCGACCACGACGGGGACGCCCAACAGCCUCUGCUGCGAGAAUCUGCUACGAACGGCGACCGCAACGGCAGGGAUCAUGACAACGAGGAGAAGGCGAGCUUGAGCGUGAGGACGUGGGCUGAGACGAAGAAGCUGUGGCACAUCGUCGGCCCCGCCAUCUUUAGCCGCGUGGCCGCGUACACCAUGAACGUCGUAACGCAGGCGUUCGCAGGGCAACUCGGGGAGGUCGAGCUCGCGGCCAUGUCCAUCGCCAACACUGUCAUCGUCGGCUUCAAUUUCGGCCUUUUGUUAGGUAUGGCGAGUGCACUAGAGACGUUAUGUGGCCAAGCUUUCGGCGCAAAGAGAUACCACAUGCUUGGCAUCUACAUGCAAAGGUCAUGGAUCGUGCUCUUCCUGUGUUGCUUCUUGCUGCUCCCAUUCUACUUGUUUGCCUCGCCGCUCCUCAAGCUCCUGGGGCAGGCGGACGAUGUGGCGGAGAUGUCGGGCACGGUGGCUCUGUGGCUCAUCCCGUUGCACUUCAGCUUCGCCUUCCAAUUCCCCUUGACGAGGUUCUUGCAGAGCCAGCUCAAGACCCACGUCUUGGCAUGGGUCUCGCUGGCCGGCCUAGCAAUCAACGUGCUCACGAGCUGGCUCUCCGUCUACGUGUUCGACUUCGGCUUGGUGGGGCUGUCCGUCGGGUUGGAUCUCUCCUGGUGGUUCUUGGUGCUCGCAUUAUUUGCGUACACCGCAUGCGGCAGCUGCCCGCUGACGUGGACCGGCUUCUCCAUGGAGGCUUUUACAGGGUUGUGGGAGUUCGUCAAACUGUCCGCAGCAUCUGGAGUAAUGCUUUGUUUGGAGAAUUGGUACUACAGGAUAUUGAUACUAAUGACUGGAUAUCUACAAAAUGCCACGGUUGCUGUGGAUGCCUUGUCCAUCUGCAUGACCAUCAACGGUUGGGAGAUGAUGAUCCCUCUUUCCUUCUUUGCCGCAACCGGAGUUAGGGUGGCAAAUGAGCUUGGAGCUGGGAAUGGCAAGGCCGCGAAAUUUGCGACCGCUGUAUCUGUGGUGCAAUCCACAAUAAUUGGUUGCUUCUUUUGUGCUCUAAUCAUGGUAUUGCAUGACAAAUUUGCAUACCUUUUCACUUCUUCCGCUGAUGUUCUUGAAGAAGUGGACACGCUCUCUUAUCUUCUAGGCGUCACCAUACUUCUCAAUAGUGUUCAGCCCGUUCUAUCAGGAGUUGCUGUUGGAUCGGGAUGGCAAGCGUAUGUUGCAUAUAUCAAUUUGGGAUGCUACUAUGUUGUGGGUCUACCUCUUGGAUUUCUCAUUGGAUGGGUUUUCAACUUAGGUGUUAUGGGUAUUUGGGGUGGAAUGAUUUUCGGAGGCACUGCUAUCCAAACUGUGAUAUUGGCCAUUAUAACAAUUCGAUGUGAUUGGGAGAAACAGGCGGAGAUUGCUAAAGUGCGGGUUGCCAAAUGGUCAACUCCAACCCUUGACGAUGAUGAAUCAGCCGCCAGCUAAAACUCAUUAUUCAAAGCUAGCUACUAAAUCAACUGGUGUUACAAAAAUACGGGUUCGGUGUAAUAGCAAGGACAAGGAUGUAUUGCACCAGUAGCAUCCAUGGCUAUUUGCUCCUCUUCAUGCAACCUUCUAACAACCCUCUUUGGCUGCAUCCACAAUCGAUCGUCCAGCUAGAGAAAUUACCAUAAAUAUAACGGAGAGAGAUGAUUAUUUGUCGAUUUAUUAAGCGUUCGAGAGACUCUAGAAUUUUGGGUUUGUAGAAGGUUUGCUUGUUCUCUACGAGUUUAAUUUGAUGUGAUCCCCAAAA
Molecule: messenger RNA, 2164 nt
Organism: Syzygium oleosum
Lineage: Eukaryota; Viridiplantae; Streptophyta; Magnoliopsida; Myrtales; Myrtaceae
Product: protein DETOXIFICATION 27-like
Exons: 9
Coding region: 352-1857 (501 amino acids)
Biological process (GO): xenobiotic detoxification by transmembrane export across the plasma membrane
Cellular component (GO): membrane
Molecular function (GO): xenobiotic transmembrane transporter activity; antiporter activity
Source: RefSeq, a predicted model, not a curated record